Messenger RNA from Saccoglossus kowalevskii, 1361 nucleotides. Its product is annotated as mitochondrial ubiquitin ligase activator of NFKB 1-like. Gene Ontology annotation, molecular function: ubiquitin-protein transferase activity. Lineage: Eukaryota; Metazoa; Hemichordata; Enteropneusta; Harrimaniidae. The record is from RefSeq and is a predicted model, not a curated record. Gene Ontology annotation, biological process: organelle organization; protein ubiquitination.
UUAGGUUUGAUAGCAGGAAGUUUUUUCUAGGGGAUACGUGAAAUAUCUUUUAUUUCAUCAGAUUGUGUCCUCUGAAACUGGAACUAUUAACCCUCAACGGUGAAUGUAAACUUUUAUUUGGACCAGUGGUCUGAAUUGGAGCUCAGUAUUUAGGUGAAUGUGAACAAAGUCCAGCUUCAGCGUUUGUCAAGGGAGCAAGACUAGCUGCAGUUCUGUAGCUCACUUGGUUUCGCUGUCGGUUAUUUCGUUCGUCGUGGUGUUAACGCGGAGCAAGACUCACCUUGAACUCUUUCGCCGGUUUCAGUUCUGUUCGCAAAUAUUACAUCACGAUGCCGUUAUCCGAUUUGAUUGUGGCUGGCUGUGGUACUGCAGCCACUGCGUUGACGUAUUAUUUCUACAAUGGAAAAUACCGCAGUAUAGAACAAAUCAAGGAUGCGCCAACAUACAAAAUAGAUGCUAAUUUGAAGAGUAUUGUUGGAGAUGCUCAGAACAACACAAUACCUUAUGUGACCAUCCAAGGCGAGGCAAAGUCAUUAUUUCAACCAAUUAAAAGUCAAUAUGUAGCAGGAAUGGUUGGACUUAUACAGACACUAAUACUGAAAGAACAUAAGACAGAAUGGAGUAAAGCCACCAGACUAUGGCAUGAUACAAGUAGACAUAUACGGAACACUUCCAGACAUGUACCAUUCUGUAUUGAGGGGGAGGAUACAGGCUCUGUGACAGUUGAUGAUCCCCUAGAAGCAAGUGGUUUAGACCUUGACACUGUUUAUGACCAGUUUCAGCCAGUCGAGUCUAGUCUUGGUGAAUCUAUUGUUAACUGGGCAUCAGGAGAAAAGACAAAAGGUUAUGAAGAGAUUGAGAAACUUCUUCCAGUUGGAACUGUUUUAACAGGUCUUGGUAAGCUGUCUCUCGAACAUGGAGAAGUGAAACUGGGACCACCAACAGGAGGGGAAGAGUACAUUCUAAGUCGACUCUCUAAGAGUCAAAUAAUAAAAGAUAUGGACAGUAAACUUCGCAUUUCAAGAGUGCUCUUUUAUGUGUUUGGCACCACAACUGUGGCUUUUAUACUCUAUUAUAUUUGGAAAACUGUAAAAAAGUAUAGAACAAACAGAGCAAUGCGACGACAGUUCGAACUGAUAAGGAGGAACAGGCAAGAAGCUCAGAGGAAUGGGAAUGGCAGUGGGGAGGAAAAUCCUAAUGCCGAAGUCUGUGUGAUUUGCUUGAAUAAUCCAAGAGAAGUUGUAAUUUUAAACUGUGGUCACAUCUGUGCCUGUGCAGAAUGUGCGACAGCAUUGCAACCUCCACAGUGUCCUAUAUGUAGGCAGAGAAUAACACGAACUGUUCCAGUGUUUCAUGCAUAA